CUGCAAGUUUUCUUCUUUUGUAUGCGGGGAAUCCUCAACCGAUGUCGUCCCCUGUUAUCAAGUCCAAGCACCUGCAACGGCCUCGUCUAGCCAAGUUUUGGCUCCCGUUGGUGGCAAUCAUGAUGGCCUCAAUUUUGUACCACAAACUGAGUGGGCACGGCCAACCAGGAGCAAGCUAUCUCGUCACAGGCUCCUUCACAUCCUCGUCCCUCUACGUCCUCCGCUACGACCGAGCAACUCGGAAGCUGCAAGUUGUCCGGUCCGUCCCUGCACACGGCCCUCAUCAGUAUCUAUACAUCGAUCGUCCGAACCAAAAAUUAUAUGCAACCAGUUGGGCAGAGCCCGCCCAUCUCAGCGCCUGGUCUAUCGAACGCGAUCACCCUGGAGGCCGCCAUCCUCGGUUGACUCUGAUCAACCAAGCUCCUAUCACCGCCGUAUCGUCCUACAUCACUUCCAAAUACGGCUUACUGUUUUCCGUCGGCGGGCCAACCGGUGAAGUCCAUCAGCUGAACCCUGAAACAGGCGCGAUUGAAGAGAAACUUCAUGAGAUCCUCUUCGUGCCUAAAGAUGCACUCGAGAAUCAGGACAAAUCUCGCAAAGCACUCAGGAACGGUAGCCACGCGGUCGAAAUUUCUUCUCUGAACCAAGUCUUUGUUCCACAUCUUGGUCAUAACUCGAUAUGGAUAUACGACUUAGAUUCUCAGACGAAGACCUUGGAAUUUUUCUCGGAGGUUCAUAGUCCCAACGCUCAUGAUGGGCCGCGACAUUCGGUGGUCAGCUCAGAUGGACAGAGGCUUUAUGUGAUAACUGAGCACACAUCGAGAGUGGACCUCUACAAUGUUGCGCCCUCGGGGAUCGUCCACCAUCAGGUAUCACUAUCCGUGAUCGAAGAUCCACAUGAGCACUCGAAAUACCGAGGCGACACCGUCCGAGUCUUGCCCAGCUCGCUUGUAGAUUCGUCCCACGAAUAUAUCUUUGCGACGACCAGGGGGGCAGAUCGCUCGCAACGCGGCCAACUAGCAGUCUUCGAGUACAACUCGGAUACUCGCACUCUGAAGGUUCUGCUCCGCUGGGAAACUCCAACCAGCGGGGGCAAGGCAAACGCUAUAGAAUUCAGCCCGCUCAAACUACCACGGAAUGUGGUCGAGUUGGUCCUGACCGAUGAUGACGUGGGAUGGGUUAGUGUCUUGGAAUGCGAUCUCUCCCAUCAGACUGUCACAGUCAUUUCCAGUUGUUUGAUCGAUCAGAAGGGCGUCGGAGCUAGUCAUGCUGUCUGGAUAUAAAAUCCUCAUCUUUCAAUCCUCCACGAUGUCUCCUUCGCUUCUAUCUCCUCUUGAAUUUGCUUCAUAUCCACCCUGGCUUGUACUUUUUAUCUCUUGAGUCUAUGUGCCUGUUUCUUAUAUCUUGAUCGAUAUCCACUCCAUGUAAUAACAUUCCGUUCAAUAAAGACUUGAUUGAUAGCAUAAUUCAAAGCAAUUGCAUUCGAAAUAACAUGCCAAUGACCCCUCAAAAUUGUUCGUGUUGUAUCGUUAUGAGAAC
Molecule: messenger RNA, 1539 nt
Organism: Puccinia graminis f. sp. tritici CRL 75-36-700-3
Lineage: Eukaryota; Fungi; Basidiomycota; Pucciniomycetes; Pucciniales; Pucciniaceae
Exons: 7
Coding region: 42-1283 (413 amino acids)
Molecular function (GO): protein binding; 6-phosphogluconolactonase activity
Source: RefSeq, a predicted model, not a curated record